Saprolegnia parasitica CBS 223.65 is the source of this 1883-nucleotide messenger RNA. RefSeq lists its product as hypothetical. Gene Ontology annotation, cellular component: membrane. The transcript is spliced from 4 exons. The coding region runs from base 15 to 1883 and encodes 622 amino acids. Gene Ontology annotation, molecular function: monoatomic ion channel activity. Gene Ontology annotation, biological process: calcium ion import across plasma membrane. Lineage: Eukaryota; Oomycota; Saprolegniomycetes; Saprolegniales; Saprolegniaceae. The record is from RefSeq and is a predicted model, not a curated record.
AUUCACGGACUGCCAUGCACUACAUCUCGGACGCAGCCGACGGCGCGACGCACCCUUGCUACCGCCACCAAGACACGGUUGGCGUCGUGCUCGAGAUGACGCCGAGCGAGCCGUCGACGACGUACAGGGUCUCGCGGACGCCGCGAAGCGACCACUCGGACGGUGACGAACAGCACGAGCAGUCGCCGUCCGGGAGACGACGUGGCGACGACGAUGACACGAACCGGUCGACGGUCCGCCACACGAAACGGCAGCAGGAGCGGAUGCAAAAGCUACAGCAGCUUGAGAGCAUCGCGUCCACUUUGGACGACUGGAAGGCCGAUGUCUCGCAGGCGGCCACCGCGUUCGCGGCCCAGGUACGCGACUCGAUGCUCUUCAAGCUGCUACAUCAAGACUCGUCCGACAAUUUAUUGCCGUGGGAUCUGGAUGCGAUCGAGAACGCAAAGAAGCGGCUGCUGCGGCACGUCGUGAUGCGCCUUAUCGUGCUUCUCAAGUGGCGGGCCUUUGGGCUGCGCAUGUAUUGCGAACAGCUUCUCAUGCACGGCCUCCUCCUCCUCACGUUCACUGUCUCCCUCGUCAUUGGAUUUGGCAUCGAUACCGCGACCAGCGCCGAGCUCGAUCAAGUGCUCAUCGGGUGGCUUUACAAGGCGGUCUGCGCCUGCAUCGUGCUCAUCGUCGGGGGCGGCACGAUCACCGGACUUCUACUAAAGUACGACGACGUCCAGCCGCUCUGCAUUUCGACGGCGACGAUCAACACGACGAUGGACGGCGAGGACAAAAAGGGCCGGUUCAGCGAGCGCUUUGUCGCGCUCAACAAUGCACUGCUCGGUCUCUCGGCUCUCUACUUUUGUGUCUUUGAGUCGCGCGAGUUUGCCGCUGACAUGCUCGACGACGACGAACCUCGCGGCUUCGUCCAUCGCGGUCUCCGUGCUCUGAGGUACAUGCUCACGUCGACCUUCGCGUUGCUCAAGGGCGGCAAGCCAACGCCGUACCUCGAGUCGUACUGGAACCGCAUCCAGCUCCCCACCUUCUUCCUUAUCCUCAUCUACGUCGUCUGCGAGUUUACGGCACCCUUCUCGGCCACCAUGCGCGUCUACGCUGGCAUUCCCGCGCUUUUUUUGGUCUGGGUCAUGAGCGUCUCGUACCUUGAGGUCAUCCCCGCCGUCGGGUACCUCCUCCCGAUGAUGCGCCGCAUGCUGGCCGACGUCUUUCGCUACUUGGCCUUCUACUUUCCGAUCCAGUGCGCGUACACAUGUGCGUACUACCUCCUCUUCAAGAGCCAAGGCUACUACCUCAAGCCGUAUGAGCCCGACCAAACAUUUUUCGACAAGUUUAGCCAGUCCCUUGGCUCAGUCUUUCCCGGUACCAACAACGAGACCGAGGCUACAUUUGCUCUCCUCGCGAUCCUCAAGAAUAAGGACCCGAACGAAAUGUUCAAAGGCUACGAAAGCGUGCCCAAGAGCUUCCUCACCACGUACCUCGUGACGUUUGCGCAGAUCAAUAUGGAGCCGUUCGAACAGCUCGGGACGACGGCGUCGUCCGUGCUCGGCUACUUUCUCGUGCUGACGCACGCGACGAUCGUGAUUGUGAUGCUCCUCAACGUGCUCAUUGCGAUGCUGAACAAGACGAUGGGUGCCCACAUGGACGAAGCCAAGCUCGAGGCGUGCGUGACCUUUGCCGAGUGCGUUCUGCGUAUGGAGAAGACGUCGGCAACGUCCAAGCAGCGCGGCGUGACGUGCAACGCGGUGGAGGUCGGGCGUCUCUUCCACGACCUGUUGCGCGCCGACGCCAACGAGAAGAAUGAGGACAGCGCCGUGCUCCGUGCGAUUGCGACCAUUAGCUCCACCGUCGAAAGCAUCCAAAAACAUGCCAAGAAGGCUUAA